ACAAACCCAAUCGGUGUUUGUAAGGACGAUGGCGAUUCCGAUUUGUGCAUCGCUCCGAACAUCGACGAGCGUUGAGCGGCUUGCCUUCUUCUCCACGCAAAACACGGGGUUUCUCUCCUCCACAAAAAUAAAACAAAGCAGCACACAUACAUAAUUAAUCAUAGGAAAAUAACGUCAAUGCGGAAUCGAACAAGGAGCGUCGCGGUCUCACCGGGGUGAACGACGACGAUGUUGGGGCUGCGCAAAAACAGCAAACAACCGACGAGUGUCGACGGCGUGCUGUUCACUGCGCUUUAUAAAACAGCGAGCCCGCAGAGCGCGGAGACGCCGGGGCUGCUGCUUUGGAUCGGCACCGCUGCGCAGCGAAGUUGGACGCCAAGGCUGCGAGCAGGGGCUUCUUGCUGCUGCACAAGGGGAAAAAGAAGGAGGGGGGCGAGCAGAGCUGCUGCUCGGCCAUGGAGAUGUGGUCGGGGAAGGCGCUGGCUUGAGGGAGAAGGGGUGGGACAGCAAGGGGCAGAGGAGGUCGGCAGCCAUGGGAGAAACUCGAGCUCCCUGUUUGCUGCAGCCGCGGACAGCAGAGGGAGGACAAAGACCCGACUGCUACUGUUGUUGUGCGCCGGCCAUGGAGGGAAUGGAGCAGAGAGCGUCGGCCAUGGGACUGCUCACUGCGCCUGUGUCAGGGAAGCGGUCGAAGGGGAAAAGUGCUGUCCCUGCUGCCAAGCCUGAAGGGGCGCCAUGGGACAGGGGAACAGGGAGCUGCACGGCUGGGAAAAACAGGGGCACCAUGGUUGGGUGCGCGGCUGCUCGAGCUUCGCUGGCGCCAUGGGAGCCGCAGGGGAACAGGGCUCCAACUGGGGAAAAAGCCAGAGAGAGCUCGCGGCGAGCAGCAGCAAGGGGAAUGGAGAUCUGAGUGGGGGAGAUUGUUGGCGAGCUCGCGGCAGGGAGGUGAGCUCGGCCAUGGGAAUGGCUGCUUGCUGCCGUGAUGCGGGAGGAAGAAGGGGAGGACGCCAUGGGAGGAGAGGGAGCUCCCUGCUGCAGCCGCUCGCAGGAGGAGCCGGGAGGGCGCCGGGCAGAGGUCCGGCUAGAGGUGGAAGAAGGCUGCUGGUGGCGACUGGA
Molecule: messenger RNA, 1116 nt
Organism: Zea mays
Lineage: Eukaryota; Viridiplantae; Streptophyta; Magnoliopsida; Poales; Poaceae
Exons: 1
Coding region: 229-726 (165 amino acids)
Source: RefSeq, a predicted model, not a curated record